This is a messenger RNA of Penicillium griseofulvum, 1038 nucleotides long. RefSeq lists its product as uncharacterized. NCBI's taxonomy places the organism in Eukaryota, Fungi, Ascomycota, Eurotiomycetes, Eurotiales, Aspergillaceae. The record is from RefSeq and is a predicted model, not a curated record. The transcript is spliced from 3 exons. Bases 1 to 1038 code for a protein of 345 amino acids.
AUGGUUGUCUUGAACAAGUUCUCCGUUGUCCUUGUGGCUUUGGCUGCUGUGGGCCAGGCCACUCACGAGGGUCUCCAUGCUCGUCGUGUCCACGUUCGUUCCGUUCAACCUGGUCCCAGUUCUUCCUCGACCAGUUCUACCUCGACCGUGCUUGUUGUCCCCACCGCUGUCGACCCAACUACUACAGCUGCUUCUUCUACUGCCGAGAAGUCCUCCACUGUGCAGUCCUCUUCUGCUUCCUCGGUGGCUUCUAGCUCCAGUGCUUUCGUUUCCUCUUCGGUUGUGCCUAGCUUGAGCUCCUCCGUGCCUGUUGGUUCUUCCAGCACUCCCGUUGGUUCUUCCAGCAUCCCCGUUGGUUCUUCCAGCACUCCCGUUGGUUCUUCCAGCACUCCCGUUGCUUCUUCCAGCAUCCCCGUUGGUUCUUCCAGCAAGCCUGUGGUCACCCGCACUCCCAUUACCGGUCCUCCUACUGGUCGUCCCACCCAGUCCACCACCGGCAUCGUGUCCAGCACUGCGUCUGCUCCCGGUACCACUAGCGGCGUGACAUCGUCUUCCGCUGGCUCUGGAAGCUCCACUGAGCAGUCCACCAGCAGUGCCACCGAGUCCACCUCCGACAGCACCAUCACUCGCACCUCUACUAUCUCGGCCACCCGGACUGAGACUGUCACUCUCACCGAGGUUCCCUCUUCCUCCGGUGCGGCUGGCUCUGGUGCUUGCACCGCUGUUACCGUCACUGCUACCGUUACUGAGACCGUGACUGCCGGCCCUACUGAGACCUCCACUGGGACUACCUCCGCCGGGACCUCCACCGGUGAGACCACCACCGAGGUUUCUAGCACCCGCACUCCCAUCGGCUCCACUCGCGUUCCCAUCACCCGGACUCCGUCUUCCAGCGGUUUCUCUACCCGGACUCCUUCGGCUACUGCCAGUCCCAGCGUUACCCCUAGCUCCAGCGUGAUCCCUAGCUCCAGCGUUGCGCCUACCAGCACCCCUAGUGGCAAGGCUUUCUUGUCCAACUGGCGCCGCCGCUUCAUCUAA